Messenger RNA from Drosophila hydei, 3068 nucleotides. RefSeq lists its product as uncharacterized. The transcript is spliced from 2 exons. Bases 148 to 2982 code for a protein of 944 amino acids. NCBI's taxonomy places the organism in Eukaryota, Metazoa, Arthropoda, Insecta, Diptera, Drosophilidae. The record is from RefSeq and is a predicted model, not a curated record.
UGACGGAAAUUUCAAUUCAAGUAUUUUUAUCAGUAGCCUGCAAUGUAGUUGGAAAUAUAUUAAAAUUCAAACAGUUAGUUAUAAUGCUGCCAGUGGUCCAUACCUGUCAUUUCGCUGAGACUUAAGCAGGUGCGAAAGGCGAAUAAAAUGUUCUCUGGGCUGCGUAAGAAGAACGAACGAGAUUCUUUCAACAGAGAUUGGGAGAACUAUCACAAGCGAAAUGUAAAUGUUGCCCAUCAGCUGGCCCAGAAGUUGGAGAAGCCAGUAACUGAGAUAACGAAACUAAUGUAUAAUAUAACGGUGCAGAAUUACAGCCAGAUCUUAAAUCCAAUCGGCGGGGUUUUAAGGAAGUGGGAAGUGCCCUUCGUCAGCGCCGAUGCUUGUGACAAAUUUCUGACAAUCUUUGACUUAGAUGGGAAUCUACGAAAUCCAUCGCAUCCCAAGAGUCUUUUUAAACUGCUUCAACUGAUGCAGCACAUAUCCAGAUGGGGUUCCAGUAGCUACUCGAGUCGCGCACAAUUAGCAAACAGUCAAUACGUAGCCAAUAUGAAAUUUGCUAGCUCUUAUCCAAAAAUAAGUUCCAAUUUUUUUGAACAAGUUUACAAAAUUGGUAAGCUGAACAGAAAGCCGCAGCAGCAGCAGCGGAAAUACAGCAGCAUCGGCGAGAGGUACACCAGUGCCAUCAGCAAUCACAUCAGGUACGCCGAUAAUAUCAACACCGAAAGAGAACAGAAAUUAAAAAAAAAAACUUUUCAAAAAGUACGGCAUGCGUUGUUACCGCGAUCAAAGUCUAAGAUCUCGCUGAUCAGUAAAUCGAAUAUAGGCCGAUUCAAGAAUCUGUCCAAGUUCUAUACAUCAAGAGCGAAAAAGAGUGCCAAAUUGUCCCUGGCCGAGCUGAUGACUGAUGAUAAGGGACGGCGACGGGCAUUCGGAAUCAUGGAGCUUGACAUGCUGAAGUCGAAACAAAAGUUUUUUUUGCGUUUACUACUGGAAAAGAACAUGAAAGAUAAAGCCGAUGAGCUUAUCAAUGCAUUGGUUGAAACAGAACUGGGCGAUCCUCUAAAGCAUCAAUAUCGCGAGAACUCUGUUGCAGCAGAAAUAUCUAGCUUCUAUUCGGCUGUUGUGGCCAAGCAUGGGCAUUACAAAAGAGCCCAAAUAAAAUGGGACUUGCCCUUUGAUAUGAAAUCUGAAACACUGCUACAGCGUUAUAACAAUGUUAAGUUACCAACUAUGGAUCGUGUGUUCAUAGUAUACCACGCACCUUAUAACGACAACAAUCCCUCCGCUUGGAAGCAUAAUCCGCACAAAGCUUUAAAAAUUUUAAUCUCAAUGCCGAUAUUCUGCUCCUCCUCCUGCGGUGAGCCAAAGAACCGAAUUCUUCGACUGAUCAACUGUGAGCAGGAGACGGAGACUGCUAGGAAAUGUAAGCAGUUCAAUCCAAUUUGGCACUCGGAGGAAAGGCGAUGGGCUCUGCAAAAUGGAAUCAUGUUAAGGCACCUGGCCAACAUAGUACAGAAGCCAGUCGAUCAGGUGUCCAGAUUCAUGUUUGAGCUAACUAUGAAAAAGUUUGGCGAGAUAACUAAUCCAAAAUGUUCGCGUUGGACCCAUUGCCGAGUGCCGUUCGUUAGGCCUGACACUUGUGUGCUCUACGAUGGAAUUUUCGAUCGUGAGGGCAAUCUUCGCCAAGUAUUUCAUCCGUACAUUCAACAGUUAGUGGUUUCAAUAUUGGAUCACUACUUAAAUAUGCCGUGCGAGGUAGAAGAGCCGCAUAGUAAAAGACCAGAGUAUGCGAUGUUUAGCAGCAGGAAGGGAACAACUUGUAAGAAUUUUUUAAAAUCUGACAGGAAUGAUAGAAAUAGCAAUACCACAGAUUUGGUGGGGUUUUUGAAGAAUUCGACGUUUAGCUUGGGAUUCGGUACUAAUUCAGGCAAGGGACAGGGCAAUGACAAAGGCAACCGUAGCCUUAAUAGAGACGGUGGAAAAGAAUCAGAUAAAGAUUCAGAUAAAGAGAAAAAUAAAAAAAAAGAAGAAAAAGAAAAAGGAAAAGAAAAAGGAAAAGGAAAAGGAAAUAGAAGUUCAGAUGGAAGUUCUGAUGAAAGCUCUGAUGAUGAUGAUACAAGUUAUGAUCGUUAUGGUAGUCAUGAUCGUAAUGGUAGCUACGGUCGUAGUAGUAACCCUGAUCGUAAUGGUAACUAUAAUCGCAAAGGUGACUAUGAUCGCAAAGGUAACCAUGAUCGCAGAGGUGACUAUGAUCGCAAAGGUAACUAUGAUCGCAGAGGUGACUAUGAUCGCAAAGGAAACUAUGAUCGCAGAGGUGACUAUGAUCGCAAAGGUAACCAGGAUCGUAAUGGUAACCGUGAUCGUAAUGGUAACUACGAUCGCAAUGGUAAUUAUGAUCGUAGUGGUAGCUAUGAUCCUAGUGAUGAUCGAAAUGAUCGUAAUUAUAGUACUGAUGGCACUUAUGAUGAUGAUGAUCAUCAUGGUAAAGGUAACUCCGCCCGCAAAGGUGGCGUUGGUCAAGAUCGUCGUAACAGAGACAUUGCGGAAAUUUCAGACUUGUACUCAGAUGUUGUGGAAAACAAAAAGCAGUUGAUUAAGAAAAAACCACCACCAAAGAAGAAGGCUUUCAAAGGCGAGGGAGCACAAUAUUUGGGUGUGAUGCUACCAGUAUUAAUGCACGAGCCAUUCGAUGAUCAGAAGCCGUGGACAUGGAUCCGACGACAUCCCCAACAACCACGGCUGCUCGAAGGAGUUAAAGUGGGACGUGCCAAGAUACAUAAGUACAGGCGUCACACCCUAGAGUUACAAAUUAAAACGGCAAGAAGAGAUCAAUCAAUACGAACGAUGUAUGAUGUUAAGGAUCAUCCGUCGAUCAUUUCUGUUGACAUGUUUGGCAGGGCUGAAAAGCCAAAGAAGGGUAUACCACUGGUGACAGCGUACAACUAUAAAAAGCUAUUGAUCAAGUCACAACCGAUAAAAUGAAACUCGGGAUGUAAGGCUAUCAACUGUGACGGAUAACAAAACAUUUACGAAAGCUCAAGAAAUACGAUGUUUAUUGAUUAUUUAAC